CCUCUCCUUUCCCCCCACCGUCCCCAGUCGACGACCUCCGCCUCCUCUUCCUCCUCCAAUCACGCCUUGUCCUUCUCUCUAGUCCGCUUUCUCUCCUCCCUUUUCUUGCUUUACUUCUCUCUCGCUUCACAUCGCCCCACCAAAGCCGAAAUGCCUCUCUUCUUUCUCCUCUCCCUCCCCCUCCUCCUCCUCUCCACCCCUCCCUCCCCCGAUCCCUUCACCUCCGGUGUCUCCUACAACAUCGACUGCGGUGGCGCCGCCAACUUCACCUCCGAGUUCGGCCGCCACUGGCUCGCCGACCGCUUCUUCUCCGCAGGCUCCCCGGCGGUGGUCGCCGAGCCCCACCGCUUCCCCCAGCCCCAGGAGUCCACCCUCCGCUUCUUUCCUCCCAACUCCGCCGGCAAGAAGAAUUGCUACUCCGUCCCGGUCCCUCCCGGCCGCUACUACCUCCGCACUUUCACCGUCUACGACAACUACGACAGCAAGCUCCGCUCCCCCAGCUUCGACGUCUCCGUCGAGGGCACCCUCGUCUUCAGCUGGCGCUCCCCUUGGCCCGAGGUCGCCUCCCGCUCCGGCGCCUAUGCCGACCUCAUCGCCUCCGUCGCCGACGCCACCCUCGACGUCUGCUUCUACUCCAUCGCCACCGACCCCCCCGUCGUCGCCUCCCUCGAGAUUGCCGCCGUCGACCGCUACGCCUACGACGGCGCCGGCACCGGCACCGAUCUCAUCCUCGUCAACUACGGCCGCCUCUCCGCCGGCUCUGCCCUCUUCGGCCCGGGCUUCACCAACGACUCCGACGCCUUCUCCCGUAUCUGGCAGUCCGACGCCGACUACCGGAACCGCAAUGUCAAGAUCAAGGCCCUGUCCGCUGGCGGGCACCGGAUUCUCGGCACCAACCAUCCGCCCAAUUACUUCCCUGCUAAACUCUACGAGACCGCCGUCACCACCGUGUCCCCCGGUGCUGCUCUCGAGUACCUCCUGCCGGUCGACACGAGGCUCGACUACAUGGUCUGGUUCCACUUCGCGGAGAUUGAUUCGGGGGUCGCGGCGGCUGGGCAGCGGGUGUUCGACAUCUACAUCGAUGGGGAGAACGUGAGUCGGAUCGAUAUAUUCAAGCAGGUCGGGAGGUUCACUGCGUUCAAGUGGCAGUACAUUGUGGAGAAUUUGACAAGCUCGCCGCUCAGCGUGAAGCUUGAGCCGGUCGUGGGGAAGCCAAUAAUCUGUGGGCUGGAGAACUAUGCGAUGGUUCCAUUGGAUCUGGCUACUGUCCCAAGUCAAGUAACUGCAAUGAGGGCGUUGAAGGAAUCGCUUCGGAUACCAGACAGAAUGGGCUGGAAUGGGGAUCCUUGCGCUCCUUCCACCUGGGAUGCUUGGGAGGGGGUCACUUGUCAUCACAGCGAGGAUGGAUCGGCGCUCGUUGUUACCCAAUUGGAUUUAGGGAGUCAAGGCUUGAAAGGUUAUAUUAGUGAUCAAAUAAGUCUUCUGACAAACUUGGUAAGCUUGAACUUAAGCUCUAAUUCUUUGGGAGGAACUUUGCCGUCAGGUCUAGGUCAAGGAUCUCUCAGAAAAUUGGAUUUGUCAUCCAAUUUGUUUUCUGAGAGUAUUCCAGAUGGCUUAGGCUCAUCCAGUUUGCAGCUUGUUCUACUAAACAACAACCAAUUGGAAGGACAGGUUCCUGAAAAACUCUACUCAAUCGGUGUACAUGGUGGAGUAAUAGAUCUCUCAGGUAACAAAGGCCUGUGUGGUGUACCUACUCUACCUGCUUGUCCUUUCUUUUGGGAAAAAGGUGGUUUGUCGAUGGCUGGCAAAAUUGCAGUUGGUGUUUCAUGUGGUAUUGUUGUCGUUGUGCUACUCCUAAUGAGUUACAUAUGCUGCAUUAGAAGGGGAAGCAAUGACUAUGAUUUUGAGCUUCCUCAAGAUUUAAUCUCAAUUGCAUCAAAAAGAAAUCGAUACCAGAGGCAGAAGUCAUUGAUGCUUCUUGAGAUGGAGACUCAAAAUUCUAAUGGAUUCCCAAAUACUCUGAAUCCUAUCAGCAACCUUUCAAAAUGAAGAUGCUCAACCAACUUUUUUUGCUUUUUCUUUCAAUUAUAAGAGGUUUAAUCAGAUGGCUUUCAUCUUUCCCAAAUGGAGCAUCCAAUGGCAGCAGCAUGGAAUUGAUUGGUUCAAAGUGACCAACGUCCUCCUUUAACAGGAUGCUCGCAGUUGAUGUACGAGACGACCACAUUCUGGGCAUUCCAGUAUGGCAAAAAAAAUUCUGUUAGAAAAACUGGCAUAGGUUGUAGGAUGAAGCAUGUGUAUUCAUAACAUGUAUCUUUCAGAGAAAGAAGCCAAAUUUUGUUAUUGUUGUGUACAUUAAUCCAAUUCUCUCGAUAUGGCCAAGAUGAAGACGUUGCUGGAUGAAGUCCUCUAUUUAGCAAAUGCAACCUUUGGAUAUAACGUGUAAUGAGCAUGAGGACUUUCUGAUAUACUGUAGAAUGAAGAAUUUUCAUAAUAAAGACUGUUUGAAUUAUCAUUA
Messenger RNA from Phoenix dactylifera (date palm), 2515 nucleotides. Its product is annotated as Di-glucose binding protein with Leucine-rich repeat domain-containing protein. The record is from RefSeq and is a predicted model, not a curated record. Lineage: Eukaryota; Viridiplantae; Streptophyta; Magnoliopsida; Arecales; Arecaceae. Gene Ontology annotation, molecular function: protein binding.